This is a messenger RNA of Chelonus insularis, 5094 nucleotides long. RefSeq names its product fasciclin 2 (gene Fas2). The transcript has 5 exons. Gene Ontology annotation, cellular component: membrane. Bases 25 to 2373 code for a protein of 782 amino acids. Gene Ontology annotation, molecular function: protein binding. The record is from RefSeq and is a predicted model, not a curated record. Lineage: Eukaryota; Metazoa; Arthropoda; Insecta; Hymenoptera; Braconidae. Gene Ontology annotation, biological process: cell adhesion.
GUCGUGACGGUAUUUUGCGAGAGAAUGACUAAACCAAAUGGAUCAUUCUGUAUUUCUAUAUUAUGUAUUGCUUUCAAUGUUAUCAAAACGCCCAACAAUUCUUCAUUCAAACAUUCGUGGACUAAUGGCCAAACAUCACUGGAAAUUUUACCUACUGGGGACAAACACUCUAAACCAAGUGGAGUACGGUUAAUCUUCACUUGCAAAUUACCAACGAGUGGUGAUGCCAAUUUAGUCGAAAUCGAAUGGCUGGGUCCCAAUAUGAAUAGAAUUGAAUCUCGACACUCCUACACAUCGAAUUUAGCCAAUAUCCAUUUGUACACCGAGAAACAUCAAGAUAAUAGUCUUUCGCUGGUGUUUAAUCCACUUAAGGAAGAAUUGAGUGGAAGGUAUACGUGCGUUGGUUCUUAUGCUGGAGCUGAAAAAAUAAAUAAAUCUUUGGAUAUUGAAACUAUUGAAACCAUAACGUUCAAAAAUGCUCCAGAAUAUCAAUACGCUACAUUGGGAGAGGAAUAUAAAAUAAGGUGUGAAGUUAAGGCUCGUCCAGCACCAACAGUAGAUUGGUUCAAAGAUAAUGAACGUCUUAUAACUGGUGAUCACUACAUUGUAGAAACACACGCGUUAAAAAUUAAUCAAGUGAGAGAUGAUGAUAAAGGCGUUUACACUUGUCACGCUGCUGUUCUACAAACUGGAGAGCUUCAAGAACGUUUAAUUACUUUGGAAGUGCAAGAAAAGCCAAAGAUAAAUGAAGUCUCAUCGGAAAUAGAAAUUAUAGAAGGUAGAGCGCAGAAAAUUGAUAUUUGUAAUGCGACUGGAAAACCUGCUCCCAAAUAUUCUUGGUUAAAUACAAUAAGAAAGGUGAAUCUUUCGGAAGCUGAUCGUUUUUACGUAGAUCGCGAUACUGGAAUUUUACAAAUUACUAACGUUCAAGAUGAUGAUGAAGGAGAAUAUCAAUGUAUUGCUGAAAACGUUGCUGGAUCAGCGAUGUUGCCUAUUCGUGUGAAUGUUCUUAAGAAACCGAAGAUAAUGGAGUUCCAAAACAAAACAGUAGUUGUAGGAAAAGAAGUAAAAUUAGAAUGUAAAGUCUACGGAAAGCCAGCACCUGGUGUUACAUUUAGAAAACAAACGGCUUCUAAAUCAUUUGUAUUGGGAAAUCAGCCAAACGAUGAUAGAAUCGUAUUGAGAACUUAUGAUGAUAAUACUACCGGAAAAACUACUGCUGUUCUCACUAUUUCUAAUGUUUUACGUGAAGACGAUGGGCUCUACGAGUGUAUAGCUAAAAAUAAAGUAGAAGAAGCUCGCAAAAAUGGACACUUGACAGUCGAAUUUCCUCCAUCAUUUGCAUCGAUGAUAAAUCAAACUGUUUGGUCCUGGGAUCGUCGUCCUGUCAAUCUCACUUGUAUUGCUGAGAGUAUUCCGAAUGCAACAAUUCAAUGGUUCCAUGGAGAUCGACCACUAUUCCAACAAAAUGUUCAUGUUGAUGAUACGAUUGUGUAUAAGCAGUUUGGUAAAGGGCCUAACAGCACAUUAAACAUUAUUCCAAGUGAUGCUAGAUAUUAUGGAUUUUACAAAUGUAAAGCAAGUAAUAUACAUGGAGAAAGCACUCAUACAAUCCAAUUAAAUAUGGGAGAAAAGCCCAAAGCUAUUCCUCAAGCUCGUAUCAGUACAAUAACAGCUACAACUAUUUCUUUCGAUAUCGUUCCACCUCCAAUGCAUCCAGAACUACCAAUCAAAACAAUUACCGUUCAAUAUAAAACAGAAAAUGAAUUUUGGACCACCGCAAAAAAUAAGACUUGGAGUUUAAACUCUCCAUAUGUUCUUGAAAAUUUACUCCCUCAAGUUGGUUACGAGUUUAGAUUUCAUGCUACAAAUGAUGUUGGUGAUGGACCCUGGGGCUCUAUUCUCCAACAAAUGAUGCCUGUGAGAUCCGUGCCACAGACUCCAAAGAUGCUAAUGAAUAAGGAAAAUGUUGAGUACGAUACAUCUAUGUAUAGCAAUCAAUACAAAGUCAAAUGGCUGGCGCCUUUAGAUAAUGGAGAUCCCAUUGAUAAAUAUGAACUUCGAAUUUGCGAAAUAAAACGAGUUGAAGGCGAUUGGCAACUUCAGGAGAGAACGUGUCGCGUCGAUGAAAUCAAGGGACAAAGAGACGAGCAUUACGUCAAAGAUCUUACUCCUGAUAGAUACUAUUCUGCUCAACUCAAAGCACAUAACUCUAUAGGUUAUUCAGAAGCUGGAAUUUUACAAUUCAGAACUGCCAAAGAAUCAAGCAGCACUGUGGACUACUCGAUACUAUCUACUGGAGAUUCGUCCAAGCUCAAGCCCAUCGUUCAUGCGAUUGUCACAGCUUUAGUAAUUCUCUCCUUAGCCAUUUAGAGUCGCCAUUAAUUAUCGGGGAUACAUCACCCCGCUAUUUAUCAUACAUAUAUACAUUUUUAUUUAAAUGUCCCCUUUGAAGAGCUGAAAAAAAAGUUUUUUUAUAUAAUUUUUUUUUUUAUUUUUUGAGUACAAAAAGUCAUACUAGGAGAUAGAUAUCUCUUUUGGCUUUUUUUACUCUUUUUUAUACGGUGGAAUGAGUGAUAACGAACGGAUGGAAUUUUAAAGACAGACUUUCUCAUUACCGUACUCACAACGACACUAAAGAUAAUGUAAAGUAGGAUUAAUUAGGUGGUAUGCUAAUUAAUACAUUCCGAGGUGUGUAGGAGUUCUAUAGAAAUCAUAAGAUCUCCUUCCGAGAGCUCCAAGCAGUAAUUAAAAUUAAUGAAAAUGCAUAAAAAGCGUAAAAAUAUAAUCUGAUAAAAUUUAGAUUAUAUAAUCUAGGAUCGAGUAAACAUGUAAAAUAUUCAACGAUACUAUACAAUAAUGUAUUUAUAGAUAUUAUUAGGUAUUAUUGAAUGCUCAUUAUUAUAAACGUACUGGUACGUUCAUUUUCCAUCAAUAUUAGGAUACUUAAUGCCUUGCAUUGCCAAAAAAAAAUAAAACGCUUGAUUGUAUACGUGUACUCGUACAAUUUCAAUUGAAGUAUACACUUUUGAAAUAGGAGCUUGAUACAAUUACCUAGGUGUUCAUGCUGUUCAAUGUAAUAAUCUAAAGUAAUCUUUUAUAAAAAGUAAAUAAAUAUCCAAAUAAAUCAAUAAUUUAAUUAUUGAUUUUGUUUUUAAAUUUGGCAACGCGAAUUGUUUAAGAGUAUUAAUACAGCAUUCAAUGAUUAGGUUUAGGUAUUAGAUAGGAACUAUUGUUCUUAUUUUCUAUUUAAAAUAUAUACAUAUUUUAUGUUAUAUAUAUAUUUUUUUUAGCAUGAAAAUUCAUUUUUUCAAACUACUAUCCUUCUAAUGAUUAUUAAAAUUGACUGUUAAUUUUGAGAAUAUUCUUUCUUUUUGGUGCUAAUGCCAAAGUAUUCCGUGAAAGUAUCUUUCUACAUUUUUUCUGUGGGUGGAUAAAAAUAAUUAAACUUGCAUUAUAUUUUAAAUAGAAACAGUAGUUGAAAAUGCAUAAAUAUUCCAAAUAUUGCAUUUGUUUUUUAGUCGUUUUUCUUUUGAAUGUUUUUUUUUUUGUUUGCUUUACUACUAUUGGAAAAAAAUGCAUUAUUUUAGUGAGCAUGUUUAAAUACAUCUAUAAUAAUUAUUGAGUAAUAAUUAUCAGUAACAAUUAUUGUUUAUUAACAUGAAAAUAAUUAUUUUGUUAGUUAUUAUAAUUUACCAUAAUUAUUAUUGUAUUAUUGUCACCAAUUUUGUUAAAGCCAAAUUUGAUGAAUCUCUUGAUUUUAAUUGGAAGCUUUCUCCUAUUAUAAAAUCAUUUUCUUUUGAAUCUCUUCAUCAUUAUUACUUUUAUAAAAUUUAACUUUGUAAAAAAAUUUUCAGUUAAUGAUAAUUAUUUAUAAUUGUUUAUGAAUUAUUUUAUUAUAUUUUUUAACUUGUUAAUGAUUAAAUUUGAAAACGUGAAAUAAUUAAAACAUUACACUUUAUCUAAUUUUAUAAUUUAUGAAACCAGAACAACGAACUUAAGUUCCUUGACCUACUUUAAAACACUUUUGUUCAUCUUCUAUUUAUUGUCGUGACAAUACUCGAGUUGCGUGUCCGGUGACAAUAAACAAGUUUAAAAAAAAUAAUAAUAAUAAAAGUUAAAAACAGGCAAAAAUAAACAAUAAAAGUUUGCAAAAAAUAUAAGACUUGUAAAAGCAGUAGAUAUAUUUUAUAGUCAUAGGGGAUUGUUUUUUGCGGCAUUUCACGCAAUUACAGUCAAAUAUGGAAUAGAAGUAGUGAGUGAAAAUGACGAGGAAUGAAUGAGUGAGUAAAUGUAAGAGAGGAAAGGUUUGAGAGGGGUUGGCAAUAGACCGUUCACCGGAAAUAUUUGACAAUAGUGUUUUACCCGUUAAUGAUGAUGAACAAGAGAAUGGAAGAACUAAGAAAUAUUUUUCAAAAAAUGUCAUUAGCAUUCUUUGCUUCCGGGUUUCUCUACAUUCGAAUACCUCUAGAUCCAUUUUCCUUUUGAUUGUUUUCCCAUCAUCUUUGACAUCUGAUCCUGUAAAUUAUUUGAGAGUUUAACAUGCCAAGUAAAUAGUUGAAAAGUUGAAGAAAAUAACGAGAAAGUUUUUAUUCUGGAUGUUAACCUAUCCAAUUUCAUAAAUGCUCCUUCAAGUGUUCAGUGGAGGUAUCUUGAGAUCUCUUAAUGGUGUCUCCCAUUAAUCUACAUUACUGCCUCGUCGUGUAAUAUCUAAAACGUGGUGUAAGGACGUCGGUAUUGCUAGUACACGUUCACAAGAUCCUUUGAUCCAUUAUACUUGCUAAACAUUGCGUAUCUUACAAGAAAAAAAGAUGUCAAAGGAGUCAAAUAUCUCUCAACCUUUCCACUCUUAUCUAGAUUAAAUAAAUACGUACACAAUCAACGUACAUUGAGUUGCAAAUCGUUCAUAUGGAAUUCUUUUUUUUUCUAUAUUAACUUUUCAUAUGUAUACAUUUUUCGAUAAUAUUAAAAUGUACGUAUGCAUACAGUGUUUAACGUCUUGUAUUUAUAAGAAUGAGGGAUUAAAUUAGUUUUGUGGAAUAAACUGUACAUAAACAACGGAGAAAAUAUAAAUGAGUGUUUAAAAAAAAAAUA